Messenger RNA from Ceratina calcarata, 4539 nucleotides. Its product is annotated as integrin alpha-4. Gene Ontology annotation, molecular function: integrin binding; metalloendopeptidase activity. Gene Ontology annotation, biological process: cell adhesion mediated by integrin; cell-matrix adhesion; cell-cell adhesion. The record is from RefSeq and is a predicted model, not a curated record. The transcript has 24 exons. Gene Ontology annotation, cellular component: external side of plasma membrane; integrin complex. Lineage: Eukaryota; Metazoa; Arthropoda; Insecta; Hymenoptera; Apidae.
ACAAAAAGAAUAAAAAUAUUUAUUUUUCCAAUUAUAUGAACAAUGUUUAAUAUUCAUUCUCGUAGAUAAUUCACAAAAUCCACAACUAAAAUAAAGCAGACGUCGAAGUGUUCUUCCACGUAUCAGCUGAUCAUAUAUUGUAAUGUCAUUAUGUGAAAAUAUGAACCAUUCACUCUUACAUCCUAAUCGCUAAUCCUUCUAAAAACUCAUUACCUUUUGUUACAUCUUGAACUGUGCGCUUUGUCUCGUUUCUUCUCUUAAAUUUCUCUUCUGCUUCAUUGUUCCCGUCCAUCAGAUACAUUCUAACCCAACUCUGUCAAACACAAAACCAGAAUCAAAAACGAGAGUAUACCUAUAACUUCUAAAGUAUAAUUUUAAAAGUUAAGCUGUUAUAAUGGUUUCGAUUGUAUAAAUGCAAUGUAUUCCAAACUCGUUCGACCGACAACCAACAGAACUGUGACAAGCAUAAUUUCUGAAACAUUUCCUUCUCGAUGUCAAAGAUUUAAUAGAAAAUGGCAUUGCUUAAUACUUCAGCGAUUGAACUUUCAUACGACGCGAAAGCUACAUUAUCCCGCAUCUUUUAGCUUAUGCUUUGGUUCAAUCUUAGGUGGAUUUUAUGUAAGGAAAUGGUGGAUGAAACAAACUCCCAUGCAAAAGGCGAAAUAUAUAAGAUGGUAUAGGCAACGGAGAAAUAUUGUUCAUGGUUCUUUGGGAUUUUUAUCUUUUGCAAUCAUCGUUUAUUUACUGACAUCUUUCGAAAGAGAUCCAGUGUUAAGAAGACCGCGUUUGGUUUUAUUUGACCCAGAAUCACGAGUCGAGAAUGCUAGACUAUUUUUUAAUUGGAUAGUAGCAAGUCAAGAUAAUGUACUACCAUUGACUGAUCCCUUAUAUGGCAGAGUGGCCAAAGCAAUAAGGAAAUUAACAAAUUGUAAUAAAGAACUAUUGGAGGAUACUGACUGGAGUAUCACUAUAAUUUAUCGUAUGUUUAACAUAGCAGCAUUACCCAAUGUUUUAAUAUUAGCGGAUAGGAGCAUCAUUAUCAUUUAUGACAUGUUUAACUUCAUUAAAAGCAAUGAUCAGCUAAUGUUUAUUUUAGCUCAUGAAAUGGCACAUGAAAUACUUCUUCAUAAUACGGAAACUUUGUCUGUGGGAAGGAUAUGUGAUUUUAUAAUUCCUACAUUGUCAUUCGUAAUUUGGGCACUUUACCCAAGAAGAGCAGCAGCCAUGCUGUCUUCAGUUAUGUAUAUAUUUAUAGGCGCUGCGUUCUCGUGGUACAAGAGACACAAAGAAAUCGAGGCUGAUGACGUUGGUCUUCAAUUCUCUGCGAAGUGUUGCAUCGACCCAAGAGAAAUUUUAGUAUUCUGGCAGAUUAUGAAGACAUUUGAAGAGCUUAGUGGAUGGAAGAAUCUCCGAUUAGGAUUAUUUACGCAUCAUCCAACUAUAGAAAGGAGAGAAAGGAGGAGCUAUCAUCAGAUGCCUAAAGCAUUGAAGUUGAGAGAAGAAGCCAAUUGUCCCCCGUUACCAGACAAUGACCCACGUGACAAUUUGCCAUAUUACAGGAAAGAUAUUGAGAAGCACAUGCACAAAGUUUCAAAGUUGAUAGUUGGAGCGCCGAAAGGGAACUAUUCUUCGACCAAAAAAUUACCUUAUCCAAACGAACCCGGCGUCGCGUAUCGUUGUACAAUUAGAAAAACAAAAUGCGAGGAAAUCAGACCUCUGAGGAUCGACGACGAAGAGGAUUACAUAGAGCAAAUCGGGAGGAAUAUGUUGAUACGUAAGCGGCGCGGGUGGUUUGGGAGCGCAAUUUCCAUAGACGAAUUACAUGGAAUUAUGACGAUAUGCGCGCCGCGGAUUAUUAUUACCAUUUACCAAGAUUAUUAUGUAGACACCAUGCAGGGGAUGUGUUACAACGAAAAAGUUUCUUCCAACACGCUAUUGAUGGAAGAUAGAGAUCUCGCGUUUCAUGAUUUUACCUCGAAUUUCUGGUAUAAUCCAAUGCACGGUUUCUCUGUACAUUACGCCAGAACGAAGGGAAACGAACAAAAAGAUGUUAGUCGCAUAGUUGGAGAACCGAAACACGAGACUUAUGGUACCGUGGAUAUAUUGUAUACGAAUAAAAGGAUGACCGUAGAGUUGCCAUCAAGCGACGACCUAUCUCAAUUUGGCUUCAGCGUUGAAUCCGGCUAUUUCUUCAAACCAGAUCAAUUGCUCUUUGCCAGUGGUGCUCCUGGUUGGAAUUACAUGGGCAUGGUAGGAAUAAUCAAUCCAGUAGAUAAAAAGGUUGUUACGAAAUUACAUGGUACCAGCAUAGGUGAAUAUUUUGGAGCAAGUUUGGCCGUGGGAGAUUUAAACAAUGAUGGUCUGGAUGAUCUUUUGAUUGGAGCACCGUAUUGGGGUGAAGACAAUGGCAAACUGUAUGCUUACUUAGGUAACUCCAAGGGUCACUUUGAAACGGUAAUUACUGUGCAAGGGAUGGUAGAGGGAAGUCAUUUCGGUUACGCUAUAGCCAGCAGUGAUUUGGAUGACGAUAGUUUCGACGAUGUAAUCGUGGGAUCACCUUGGGAAGAUAAUGGUGUGAUUUAUAUUUUCAACGGUGGUCCAGAUUUGGAGAAUGCAAAUCUACAAGUAGCGCAACGAAUUGAAGCCGUUGGAUUACUGAAAGAUAUGCGGAGAUUCGGAUUUUCGAUAUCGAAUCCGGUCGAUAUCGAUGAUAACGGGUAUUUGGAUAUCGCGAUCGGAGCAUAUAAAUCGGAACAUGCAGUAAUACUUCGUGGCAAACCGGUUGUGAAAACAGAACUUAUCAUUCAGACGGUACCUAGUACUCUGCAAAGAAAUGCUACACAUUUUGUAGUGAAGAUAUGUCCAAUGUACACAGGCUACAAUAAGCUGCGUAUAGGACAAAGUAAGUCAACUUCUCCAUAGUAAUAGACUUAUUAUAAAGGAAUAUAUUUUUUAUCUACAGAAUUUAAGAUUACAGUCACUGUAGAUGAGCGGUACCAGCGGACCACAGAAACAAUUUUAGAAUUAGAGUCUGUUAAUUCUCUUAAAUCUCUUAUUAUAGAAAAUUGCCUCUCUGCUCAAGUUAAUAUCUCGAGAAACAUACGAGACUUCAUUGAGCCAAUUGCUAUUUUUGCGAAGCACGAUUUUAUACAAGAUAACGCAUCAAGUUUAUUUUGUGAAUACUGCCCCGUGGAAAGGAGAGACAAUAAGCUGCAAAUUGCGCAAACAUUGCUCUCCUUUAAUAUCGAUUGCGGGGCAGACAAAGUCUGCAACUCGAAUAUAUUCGCGACUGGAAAAUUUUACAAUGUGCGAGAGAACGAUACAUGGGUGAUCGGUUCGAAUGACAUGAGUUUGGAAAUAAAUUUAAAAAACCAUGGGGAACCCGCGUAUCUCACUAUGCUCGAAUUCGCGAUACCCGAAGGGGUAGUAUUACGGAGUAUACUACCGGCUUGUCAGGAAGACACUUCUAAACAAAAUUUACGAGUGAUCUGUGAAGCCGGAAAUCCUAUCUGGAAAGAUGAGGAGAAAAACGUUAAACUGGACUUGGACAUGAAACACUUAAUUAAUGGUUCGUUAUACAACAAUAAGUUAGAUUUUAAUGUAAAGAUAAAGACGCGUAGUAUAAAUCGUGGAAUGAUAAGCAUAGUUAAAACACUCAGUUUAGUGAACGAAGUUUCUCUAUCUCUGCAAGGGAAAGCAAAUGAGGAAGCUUAUUAUUUAUCUACUUUAAACGAGGCAGCUCCGAAUAUUACCUUUCAACACGCUUAUCAAGUAUACAAACUCGGAGCAUCGCCUAUAGAAGAUGCGAAACUUAUUGUUAAAGUGCCGUUGGCUCUUAAGGGAUCGGAGACUUUUGUGCACGUAUAUAAUCCUCAGUUCUAUAUGUCAGGGGAACGCUAUGACUGUUUCACGGAAAAUACUUUACCGGAAAACAGCGCACGCGGGACGCAAAAUGAAUUUUCUUUAAAUGAAAUCGCCAUGUCUACGUUCAGUAAUAAAAUACAAAGACACGUAUUAAGAAAAAGAGAUUUAGAAGAAUCAUAUUUAUGGUUUCACGAUAUAGGGAACAUCGAGGAUCCGCAAAUUUUGAACGAAAGUCGGUCGAAUAAUGUUAUUCAUAUGAACUGUUCAAUCCCUGAGGCAAAUUGUACAACCAUAACGUGCCACUUGAAUGCACUAAGAACGUUGCAGGACAUUGGAAAGAUGGUGAUCAAGUUUAUCCUGGAUGUUAAUAAACUUAAAGAAACAUUCAAGAAUAACGGAACCGUUCUAAAAUUUUCUACUGAGGCAAGCAUAGAUAUAACAAAGCCCAAAACAAGGCUACAUAUAAAUGGGACUCGAUCUACGAUAGAAGUUACAACAGUGUUUUACGACAUUCCGAAAGUGGAAAAGUUACAGUUAUGGAUUGUCCUGAUUUCUGUAUUAGUUGGAUUGUUAUUGUUACUCAUCUUCGCCGUGAUUUUAAAAAUGGUGGGUUUCUUCAAACGAAAGAGAAAGCAAGAAUUGACCGAUUCCAAAAGUAACGAAGUAAGUACAUAA